CUCCCCUUUGUCCCCUCACUUCCAGACCGCCGGAGCCUCUUUCAACCAUGAAGAUUGACGAAAUCGACUGCUGGAUUGAGGCGGAGGGAGAGGCGCUCGACGAAUACGGAGCCGAACCGUCCGAAGAGAACAAGACCUGUGUGGCAUGGGUUCCUUCGCAAGUUGGCCAGGUGUGGUACUCUCAGCAUAGCCCCCGUCUUCAUCUGUUGAGGGCAUGUAGAAGAUAGCCAUCCGCUGGCGCGACCCAGCGCGGACGCGCGACACAGUCGGCUACGUCGCCGUUGACGGCGUUGGCUGCGACGGUGUCGUAAUGGAUACUUCUCGCACGAGUGACGAAGCGACCUUCGACCGAGUAUACGAGUCCGAAACUGGCUAUAGAGACCUCAAGUUCGGCGAAUUGGCGCUGACGGACGACGACGCGUACCUACAAAAGGACCAGCUCAGCGUCGGGGAGAUCACUGUUACUGUUUGGCAGUGUAAAUUGGCGGGAUACGAGGAUUUUAUCCCUGUUGAGGCAGUUGCUGGGCCUUCAAAGGUGCAUGAAAGGGCGAACAAAGCACUCGCGCAUAGCGUCACUUUCGGCGAAGUCAACAACGACGCCGUCCUAGCCUUUACUGCGAACAUCGUCGACAUAAGCGCGGAGCCCCUCGCCGCAUUCACCUUUCGCUAUCGAAGUUUAGACACGCUUCGCGCAAACGGAAUUGCGCCCACACCCGAAUCACAACCGACUCAGACUGAGUCUCAGUCGCGGUCACCGACCCCGGGACCUUCAGGCUCAGGCUCAGGCUCAGGCUCGCGCGGUGAAAAACGCUCAGCAUCGCGUACGCUGUCGCGCGGGCCUGAAGACGUGAAGCCAGACAUAGUUGACUUGGAAGAGCUGGAAGACGUGGAGGCCCGUGUACGAAAGGCGGAGGAAGCGCUGCGUCGAGCGCGAUUUGAAGUGCAGCAGAGAAAAGGCAAUAAGAGGAUCAAGCUUGAGGACGUACCGGCUUUUGUAUCCGGAGAGACCAUUGACCUAACUGAAGACUGAGCGCCUACUAGUGUACGGGUUGGUAGUCUAAGUUCUUUCCUUUCAUGCGUACUAUAGCUUAGUGUUCGAGGGACUCUGCUUCAGAUAGUGUAUUGUACGUCUAAGCCUCUGUAAAAUAUAUUCCCAGUCUUCUUGCUCGAGAAGAUAUAUUACUGCACAGUUCGC
Molecule: messenger RNA, 1195 nt
Organism: Schizophyllum commune H4-8
Lineage: Eukaryota; Fungi; Basidiomycota; Agaricomycetes; Agaricales; Schizophyllaceae
Exons: 5
Coding region: 311-1030 (239 amino acids)
Source: RefSeq, a predicted model, not a curated record